AUGAAGAAAUUGACGGAGGAGGAAGUUGAAAAAUUGUUUCCGCGUAAGCUGUACUAUGAUUGGCUACAUGGCGGCAAGGAACGCGAUGUUGAAAAACGUAAGGGCAGAUUACAAGAGGAAGAAAGCUUGAAUGAAAUGGUGGAGGAACAAAAAGAUGGCGCUUCUAUCAAUACUUUAUACCAUCUCGCUAGGGAACGUGCGGACUCGAACGUACUGAAGGAAUUGGAAUUGAAAGCUGAUGGCGGUGCUGGUAGCAGCAUCAAAGAAGCGGAAUCAAAGAGCUGUGCCACCAGAGUGGAAGAAAUUGACUUGAGUGACGAAGUGCAUACCUCCACUUUAUGUUCCAAGAGCACCUCCACUGAACUUUACACAGCAAGGCGCUCAUUUGUCACUGAUGAAGACGAAAUUGAUGUUGCACACAGCAUACACUACGACUGCGGCUCAUGUGCCAUUUGUCUUGAGUUGAUUGAAGAAGAUGACUUGGUGCGUGGGCUCAUAUGUGGUCAUGUGUUCCAUGCAGACUGCUUAGACCCAUGGCUCACCAAACGCCGUGCAUGUUGUCCCAUGUGUAAACGGGAUUAUUUAUUCGAGCGCGAUUUCCAUCGGGAUGGAGAUCUUACCGGGGGGCAAAAUGCCAGUGGAGAAGGAGGAGAAGGAGAAGAAGAACAACAACAACAGCAACAACAGCAACAACAGCAACAACAGCAGCAGCAACAACAGCGACAGGGACAGGGACAGGGAGAAGAGGAUGAUGAAGAUGAUGAAGACGAUGACGAUGAUGAUGACAAUACAAGUCUCGACUCGAGCCAAUUGCGUAUGAUGCAUGAGUUCCUACCCAUUGCAGAGCGGGCUCGCUUGGUUUUGAACGAUCCUAGGUAUGCUGACUUGAACUUGGAAAAUAGAGCUGGUGAACUAGCCAAGAGGAAAUAUGGUGGCUGGUUCCGUCGCUUUUGGUGGAGGUUGAUGGGAGUUUCCGAAUUCGAUUUGUACCAUUGGGCUGUUUUGCAUUUGGCUAGGGGGCAUCGAUUCCUGGAAGAACUGUCGUCUGGAGACUCGGGAGCUGAAGAAGACAGCGGUGCCGGUGGUGUCGUUGAAAAUCUCGAGCCUGGAACGGGGGCUGGUUCUCUGCAUCCGGGCACUAGAGGUGCUACUGACACCACGGAUGUGACCGCCAACGCUGGAGAAACCGGAGAAGCUUCCAACCGCGGUUCGCCAAUGGAAACAUCGAACCCGGAGAAUGCCAGAGAAACCAUGGAAAUCAUCGAAAACAGGGUUUGA
Messenger RNA from Lodderomyces beijingensis, 1278 nucleotides. The record is from the annotation of a GenBank genome assembly. Lineage: Eukaryota; Fungi; Ascomycota; Pichiomycetes; Serinales; Debaryomycetaceae.